Molecule: messenger RNA, 1044 nt
Organism: Maudiozyma saulgeensis
Lineage: Eukaryota; Fungi; Ascomycota; Saccharomycetes; Saccharomycetales; Saccharomycetaceae
Source: the annotation of a GenBank genome assembly
AUGGCCUCUCUAACUGCAUUACCUCAUGACCAAGUCACAAUUGCUCCGUUAGUGCUGUUGUCCGUAUUGGACCAUUACAAACGUACCGAGACCCCUGAAGGGAAACGUGUUGUUGGUGUUAUCUUAGGUGAUGCCACAACCUCUACUGUGAAAGUGACCAAUUCUUUUGCUCUACCCUUCGAAGAAGAUGAUAAGAAUGCCGACGUUUGGUUUCUUGAUCAAAAUUAUAUUGAAAACAUGAAUGAAAUGUGUAAGAAGAUUAACGCUAAGGAAAAAUUGAUUGGUUGGUAUCAUAGUGGACCAAAACUUAGAGCAUCAGAUUUAAAGAUUAAUGAAUUAUUUAAGAAAUACACAGGACCAAAUAGAACUCCACUAUUAUUAAUUGUCGAUGUACAACAAACUGGUGUAGGUUUACCUACUGAUGCAUAUAUAUCUGUGGAUCAAGUUAAAGAUGAUGGUACCUCUACAGAAAGAACGUUUUUACAUUUACCAUGUAGCGUUGAAGCAGAAGAAGCAGAAGAGAUUGGUGUCGAACAUCUAUUGAGAGAUGUGCGAGACCAAGCUGCUGGUGGUUUAUCUAUUAGAUUAACUAAUCAAUUGAAAUCAUUAAAGGGUUUACAAAAGAAAUUGGGAGAUAUUACUGUAUAUUUGAAUAAAGUUAUAAACAAAGAAUUACCUGUGAAUCAUAUUAUUUUAGGUAAAUUACAAGAUGUCUUUAAUCUUUUACCAAAUUUAGGACAACCAAAUGAAGAUGAAAUGGAUUUGAAAAGACCCGAUUUAGUAUCUUCUUCGAAUACAUUACAAAAAGCAUUAACUGUAAAGACUAAUGACGAAUUGAUGAUCGUAUAUAUUAGUAAUUUGGUUAGAGCCAUUAUUGCCUUCGAUGAUUUAAUUGAAAAUAAAAUACAAAGUAAGAAAUUACAAGAGAAAUUACAAAAGGAUGCUGAAAAGACUACAACAGAUGAGACAGAAGAGGAUAAAUCGACAAAGGAAAAUAGUGAGACGACGAACUCAUCCACAUCAGAAAAGAAGAAGUCAACCUAA